This is a messenger RNA of Plodia interpunctella (Indianmeal moth), 3766 nucleotides long. RefSeq names its product Lsm11 (gene Lsm11). The coding region runs from base 77 to 796 and encodes 239 amino acids. The transcript has 4 exons. Gene Ontology annotation, cellular component: U7 snRNP. Gene Ontology annotation, molecular function: U7 snRNA binding. Lineage: Eukaryota; Metazoa; Arthropoda; Insecta; Lepidoptera; Pyralidae. Gene Ontology annotation, biological process: mRNA 3'-end processing by stem-loop binding and cleavage. The record is from RefSeq and is a predicted model, not a curated record.
AUCUGUCACUUGUCAGUAGUUGUGGUUUUGUUUUGAUUCAUGCCUGUUUCGAAAAGGAUAUUUAUUUAAAGAUAUAAUGUCUGUAACCAUAAAAAAAGAAGAUUCCCCUUCCUCAGAUUCAGAAGUGAUUCCGUCCAGUUCAAGAUUUGAUCCUAUGCAAGCGUUGUACUCUGACAAAGUUGUUGUACCGGUGAGAAAUGCGCCAAUGUAUGAAACUGUGAGACAAUUUGAAGAUGCCCAGAAAAAUAAAGAAAUCUUAGCCGUCGGUGAAAGUGAAUUGGUUCGAAAGAGAGAGCAAGAGAAGGAGACAAAACGGCUUGAAAAGGAGAAACUUGUAGAAGAAAAGAAUCGUCAGCGUUUUGCACAAUACAGAGACCUACUGCCAGAGCGCAGACAGAGGCGUGUGGUCAAUGUGCUGACUCGUAUCGAUAGGACCAUCGGGCCGCUGUCUGCUCUCAAGGAUUGCGUCGACAACAGGCUCAGACUGAAGAUAGUAACCCGCAACGCGACAGGUAUAAGGGGCGAGCUGCACGCAACGCUGGUUGCCUUCGACAAGCAGUGGAACCUGGCUUUGUGUGAUGUGCUCGAGGUGUGGAGGAGGAAGGCGGUGAAGAAGAGGAAGAUUCCUCCUUGCUUGGGUACACCCGUCGCCAAAGGCACAGCGGCGAAGACUUCCCCCGUGCCAAUAGUCACGGAGACACCUCUAGGGGGAGGUGUAUGGGAGUGCACAAGACACAUCCCACAGAUGUUAGUUAGAGGCGAGCAUGUGGUGCUUGUCAAUAUAGUGGAACGGUGAUAAAACACGGCUUUUGUUAACUUGUUUAUAUAUACACUAGAUGAUGCCCGUUGCUUCGCUCCCGUGGGAAUUUUGAGAUAAAAUAUAGCUUAUAGCAAUCUUGGUGAAUGUACCUUUCUAAUGGUGAAAGAAUUUUUGAAAUCGGUUCGGUAGUUUCGGAUAUUACCCGCCUCAAACAUACAAACUCACUAACGCUUACAUUAUAAUAAUAGUAUAGAUAACUAGUAUUUGAUGGCUGAUCAGCUGAUCGGAGUUGGAAUGGAAGGUGAAAAAAUAUAUUGUUCUUUCACUUCUUUCAUUUGGUUGUCCUUGACCUUGUUACUUUAUAAAAUUCGUGAUUUUCUUUCUUUAGCUUUAAUAGUAAGACUUCUGUCUAUUUUUGAUAAUUUUCCUCUCAUUACAUCUAUCAAAGAUCUUAUUAAUGUUACUUGCACGUAAUUUAAUUUAGUUACGAAUACGAUUCACUCCUAAAAUGUUGCUUGAUUAUUUAUUACAUGUUACAAAGUAUACGGAUAUUUCUCCAAAAAUAAAAAUUAAACGUAACAAAUCCUCUCAUUCAUUUACUCCACCUUUCCUGUGGCUAAGACUUGUUAAUAAAUCCAAUGGCAUUUACAUUCUGUUAAUAAUCAUAAUGGAUAGUAUUAACACCUAAUAAUAGGCAAGACUUUAUAAAAAAUGUGCUGUUCGAUGCAUUUAUUUAGACGCAACAGAAAAUAGAAAAGUAACUUGAGAAUACUGUUGUAAAAUAAAUCACUGGAAAAUCUCGGAAAUAAUUUCUUCCAAAGUCGAGAGAAUAAUAAUACAUCUCUCUCAAGGUUUAUUUAUUUAUCAAUAAUGUUAUGUAAUGAGAUUCGACAUCGGAGGAAACCUCGCACGGCCACGGCCGCCAUUUUCUCAGUAUUGUUAAUUUUAAAAAAAUAUCACAAUGGUUGUUUGAAUUCGGCGCCGAUUUAUACUUUUUUAAUUUAUGGCGCGGCCUGGGAAAUCUGCGUCAUUCGGCGUAAAACAAUAGUAUUGAGAUUGUGUAUCUGUUAAUUAGUGCUAUCGGAACUAUCAGUUACUAUUAUCGUACCUAUAUGGAUGUGGGUAAUUACAUAUCUAGCUGAUUUAAGUGACAGAUACUCGAGUCGGAGUACAGAGAAACAGAUUUCAUGCUUUACUUUAACCCGUCGACCGCGCAGAAUCAAGACACAAUAGAUAAACAAUUGUUUGACCGGCGCAUUGGCACCGGUUCGGAAUGUAGUCUUUGAACAUACAGAAUUAAAAAACAAACUUAUAAACCUAAACCUACCAUCGACUACUAAAAAAAUACAGGAAUGUUACUGGCCACAUUAAAGAAAAAAAUAGUUUUGAUUUAAAUAUUUUGGGUGGACAAAAAAUAAUCUUAAUUCGGCUGACGAUUUUUGUAAAACAGUUUUUCAAAUUGAUGUUUCCACUGUCAAUUUCGCAUUAUUUUAUAGAAAAUAAAUGUCACCUGUCACCGUAAAUUACAUUAGCCACUUACUAUGUCACAUUCCACCUUACCACAACAUUAAGGAAAGAUUUUUCACAUCAUUUGUGAAACGUGUAAACAUUGUAUAGCCUACGUCUGCUACACAUUACUUAGGCUGUCGUUGCGGGUGUUCAACCUACAUUGCUGAGUUUUAAUGCGAGCUAGCGUUGACACGGGACAACGCGGAGCAGUGUACAGCAAUGUGUGACGUUGAUAUCGAUGCUACCCCAGCGUGGGUGAUUGGAGUUCGGCCAGGGGGCGACGCCCCCACGGCCAUUGUCUCCACGUUAGAUUUGGAUAAAAAUACACGUGAUGCAUCGAGAUUUUGCGUAAAAAUGCGCUAUUUUUGCCUAGGUUUGGCCUUUUCUAUCAUCUCUCUCGCUACUCAAAUGUUGGCUGGAAGAGAUUAGCAAUAAGCCCACCAUUUGUCCAUAUGCAUGCAUUAUUGUAUUCUUUUGUACCGUUAUUGUUUUAUCCUAUUACAUAAAUUUUACGAUAACUCAAAAACUGAACAGAUUUUGUACGGUUUUACCCGAGCGAAGCCGGGACGGGCCGUUAGUGAGCAAUAAAGAUAUUUUAUACAGUACUGCAUUUUCUGAUGAAGGUGACUUUUAGCCGUAUGACGUUUGAAUUGUUCAUGCGUAUUCAAAUGAUGCGGACUGCUAUAAUAAAUAAAUAAAUAUAUUAGGACAAAUUACACAGAUUGAGCUAGCCCCAAAGUAAGUUCGAGACUUGUGUUAUGGAAUACUAACUCAACAAUAAUAUAUUUUAUAACAAAUACAUAUAUAGAUAAACAUCCAAGACCCGGGCCAAUCAGAAAAAGAUCAUUUUCCAUUCAUGACCCGACCGGGUAUCGAACCCGGGACCUCUUGGUUCAGGGGCAAGCACUUUACCACUGCGCCACCGAGGUCGUCAUAAUAUUUAUUGACAUAAUCAAUAACUUAUGUAAUUAUCCACGAAUGAAUUAUGUACACGUUUAAGACUAUACAGAUUUCUGCUUUGUUGAGAUUAUUGCGACAUAAAGCUUAUAAGUACAUUGAAGUUUCGUGUCAAAACGGUUGAGUUCAUGUAGGCUUGAUCAGGUACGACACGUUGACUGUUUAAAUCUAACCUGGAAAGGAAGAAGUGGUUCAGUGUUACUGCGGAAGAGUUAUGUGAGCCAAAUGAAGAAGAUUGAAAUCGAAAGCCAAUUUAUUACUGAGUAUAUACUUAUAUCAAUUAUAAUUUUACUACGAUUCACGCACACCACUAUUAUCGCACACAAACUGCUCCUCACAAUACCUCAACUUACACACGCACACGUAUGGUCUCACAUUCAUUCCUACCGUAACCUUGUUCCUUUUUAUUUUUUUUACUUAACAUUCACAAUUGUAGUCUUUAUGUAAAACUUUUAAGGAAGUAGCAGGUCAUUCCCAUCACGAGUAUCGUUAGAUUACUCACUGGGAAGUCCUAGCCUUAUGCUGUAACCAAUAUUACUG